Molecule: messenger RNA, 989 nt
Organism: Agelaius phoeniceus (red-winged blackbird)
Lineage: Eukaryota; Metazoa; Chordata; Aves; Passeriformes; Icteridae
Source: RefSeq, a predicted model, not a curated record
CUGGGUUACAGGGUUACAACAUAUUUUGCAUAAACAUCACAUGAGACAACUACCACCGGACUUCUGUUCAUACCGGUUCAAGCCACUUGUUCAUCCACAUUCACAGAAAAAAAUACCUAGAGUAGGGAGCAGUGAAGUAUCUUUGACAAAACUUCCUGUUGGAAUGCCUCACAUCAAUGCAGCUGCAGCUCUGCAGAUUUCCAUGCUGCUCUUUGCUCUUCCUGCACAGUAUUUCAUAUCUCAGUGGUAUGGAACGGACUCUGCCGAGCGCACCCAAAUAACAGAAAGGAUAAUUGCCUCUUGGAGCAUCUCAACAAGAUCUUACUUGAGUCUGGAUGCAUGGGCAGAUGGUUUAAAGCUGUGGCUCUCAAAGACAAGGAAUUGGUACUAUGGAGAGAACAAAACUAAAAGCGGUGCCAAUGAAGCAAAACUCCAUUCUUAUCUUGCAGGUAAUAAUUCACAGAAGAUUUGGCUACUCAGGAGUCAUUGUCGGAUGGGAUGUAACAGCUAACACUCCAGAAGAACAACUACAACCCAGAUAUCCUCCAGUGAAACAGGAUCUAAAAGACACUCCUCACUAUCGAAUUCUAAUUAACAAAGCAAAUGGAUUUGGCAAAUCUACCGCUUAUGUUUCUGAGGAAGAGAUAACAGUUAUUAUGGGAUUAGAGGUGUAUCACCCUGAUAUGGAAACCUACUUCAGUGGAUAUGAUGGAUCAAAGUACAUUAUGCAGCCAUGGUUGAAAAAACUCUACCCUCAUGACUGAGUACUUCAGUGUCUGUACAUGCAACGUACAUCCAGAUAACAGAUGUCCUUUUCAAAACUGAGCAAACAGACACCAGGAUAAAAUGUGUAUUUCUUCCUAUGAUGAAAUAAAACUUUCCUAAGCAGGUUUUAUGUUGGACACACACUUUUGUCAGAAGCGAACACAAUGCCUGUUCAGUUUGUCACGACUCAGCAAUGGGGAUUAAUUUCCUUCCAGUUUUGGGAG